AUGAGAACACACGCAGCAACAGCCUUAUACUCACUUCUAGCUCUAUACUGCCUAGGAAGUACUUUAUGUGGGCCCAUAACGGACGUUGGUAAACAGUUUCAGCAGACUGGCGGCACUGUCAAUGAUUUGGGCAACAUUGAUGUGGUCAAAGAUGCCGUCAAACCAGUCGGUGGUAAAAUUAUUUCCGAUUUAAAUCCCAUCGAAAACAUCAUAAGUUCGAUUCCAGAUGAAAUCGGUUCUUUAGAGAAGUUAAUUUCUAUACUCAGCAAGCUGCUGUCAACAGUAAAACCCAACGACUCUAAGCUUCCUGUCGAUAGUUCCUCUGAAAUACCAACUGGUUCAGAUUACGAUGAAUCAGAAACGCAAGUUCCAGUCGAUAGUUCCUCGGAAGUACCAACUGGUUCCGACAAAGUGGAGUCAGAAACACAGGUUCCGGUCGAUAGUUCCUCGGAAAUACCAACUGGUUCCGACUACGAUGGUUCAGAAACACAGAUUCCGGUCGAUAACUCCUCAGAAACACCUACUGGUUCCGAUUACGAUGGUUCAGAAACACAGGUUCCGGUCGAUAGUUCUUCGGAAAUACCGACAGGUUCCGACCAAGAUGAGUCAGAAACAGAAAUUCCAGUUGAUAACUCCUCAGAAAUACCAAGUGAUUCCGACUGCGAUGGGUCAGAAACUCAGGCUCCAACCGAUAAUUCCUCUGAAAUACCAACUGGUUCAGAUUACGAUGAAUCAGAAACUCAGGCUCCAACCGAUAAUUCCUCUGAAAUACCAACUGGUUCAGAUUACGAUGAAUCAGAAACUCAGGCUCCAGUCGAUAAUUCCUCAGAAAUACCAACUGGUUCAGAAACACAGGUUCCAGUCGAUGUUUCCUCAGAAAUACCAAGUGUUUCUGACAACGAUGAGUCAGCGACACUAACUGAAUCCAACCUGAUACUUUCUCAGCAGUACCAAUUGAAUCUAACACCGAAUAUGAUAUUUGGAUACGAAAAGUAUGAUUGGGAGCCCACUUCUUACUGUGAAGGCUUAAACAAGACUUAA
This is a messenger RNA of Bactrocera tryoni, 1041 nucleotides long. Its product is annotated as trans-Golgi network integral membrane protein TGN38-like. The record is from RefSeq and is a predicted model, not a curated record. Lineage: Eukaryota; Metazoa; Arthropoda; Insecta; Diptera; Tephritidae. The transcript is spliced from 3 exons. The coding region runs from base 1 to 1041 and encodes 346 amino acids.